AUGAUUGUGGCCUUUGUCCCACUUGUAGCAGUGUUGUGCCUUGACCCACCUGUGGCAGUGUUGUGCCUUGAACCACCUGUGGCAGUGUUGUGCCUUGACCCACCUGUGGCAGUGUUGUGCCUUGACCCACCUGUGGCAGUGUUGUGCCUAGACCAAACUGUGGCAGUUUUGUGCCUUGACCCACCUGUGGCAGUGUUGUGCCUAGACCAAACUGUGGCAGUGUUGUGCCUUGACCCACCUGUGGCAGUGUUGUGCCUUGACCCACCUGUGGCAGUGUUGUGCCUUGACCCACCUGUGGCAGUGUUGUGCCUAGACCAAACUGUGGCAGUUUUGUGCCUUGACCCACCUGUGGCAGUGUUGUGCCUUGACCAAACUGUGGCAGUGUUGUGCCUUGACCCACCUGUGGCAGUGUUGUGCCUAGACCAAACUGUGGCAGUGUUGUGCCUUGACCCACCUGUGGCAGUGUUGUGCCUUGACCAAACUGUGGCAGUGUUGUGCCUUGACCCCCAUGUGGCAGUGUUGUGCCUUGACCAAACUGUGGCAGUGUUGUGCCUUGACCCACAUGUGGCAGUGUUGUGCCUUGACCCACCUGUGGCAGUGUUGUGCCUUGACCCACCUGUAGUAGUGUUGUGCCUUGACCCAAUCCAACAGGGCCUCUGGCCCCCAGGGUAACAGUGCCUUUUGUUAUGUGUGGUGCUUCUAUAUAAAAUGUAGACUGUUAAGUCUGAACAUGAAUCUGUAUAUAUAAUGUCUCACUUACUCAUGGCCUUGUAUAAAUUUCAUACAUUAUUUAUGAAUGUUGAUCUGGGCUUUUGAUAGUGUGACAAUACCAAGUAUGUGGAUAUUUACAGCUUAACAUUCCAAGUUGUUAUAGUUUCACAGAAUGUAGAAAUGUGUGUUUAUGUUGAGCAUAAUUGUUCCAGAAGUAAAAUGUCCCCUUUGACAUAGUUUGUGAUCUAUUUACAAGUAUAUACAAGCUCUUUUCCAUUGUUGACGUUUUCUUUUUGUAUCAACAGAAUUUUUUCAUAUCACCUGACGUGUUUGAUGUAUAUGCUUUUCAAUAAAAUGGUAUUUCCAUA
Messenger RNA from Haliotis rufescens (red abalone), 1079 nucleotides. RefSeq lists its product as uncharacterized. The transcript has 3 exons. Lineage: Eukaryota; Metazoa; Mollusca; Gastropoda; Lepetellida; Haliotidae. Bases 1 to 672 code for a protein of 223 amino acids. The record is from RefSeq and is a predicted model, not a curated record.